Messenger RNA from Anastrepha obliqua, 11748 nucleotides. RefSeq names its product mucin-4 (gene Cda5). Lineage: Eukaryota; Metazoa; Arthropoda; Insecta; Diptera; Tephritidae. The record is from RefSeq and is a predicted model, not a curated record. Gene Ontology annotation, biological process: carbohydrate metabolic process. Gene Ontology annotation, molecular function: hydrolase activity, acting on carbon-nitrogen (but not peptide) bonds. The transcript is spliced from 13 exons. Bases 210 to 9818 code for a protein of 3202 amino acids.
CCACUGUGCUGGCGCAGUCGCAGCAGAAACGUUCAUCGCGCAUCACCAGCUCGCGCAGCUUCGGCACCAAUGUCAAAGCGUCCGCCUCGAAUGGUGUUAAUUUCGAUUGCCCCGAAGAGUUUGGCUACUAUCCACAUCCAACCGAUUGCACACAGUACUACGUGUGUGUGUUUGGUGGCGCAUUGCUCGAGAGCUGCACCGGCGGUUUGAUGUACUCGCAUGAGCUACAAACCUGUGAUUGGCCACGAAAUGUGGGUUGCGAAGUUGUGGACAGCAGCGCAGCAGCCAUAGGCAGCACUGGCAGCGGUAGCACACGCUCGGGUAAGCAACAUUCACAGCAGCAACAACAGCAGCAGCAGCAGUCAAUUAACAGUCAGCAUGUGCCAAGUCGCAUACGGUUCGGUUCGGCCUUCAGCAGUGCGGCGGGGACUACACCGGCUCCCAAGGCGACAGUGCCACCACAGUAUCAUCGUCAGCCGCCGCAGGUCAUACAGGCGCAGGUGCAGUCGUUGCCACAGCAUGCGGGUACGGUGAUUGGAACGCGUGGACAGCCUAAGCCAUUCGAUACACAGGAGGAUAUUGCUAAGCUUUACGCCGACGCGCAUGAUUCACUGCCUCCCGUCGAAGAGGAGGAGAGCGACCGUCAGCAGCGCGUAUAUCGUGGCCAACCGAGCACCGUCAGCCAGGUGCAGCGCGAUCGUGACGGCAUCAUACAUCAGGCCAGCAUCAAUGCCAUACCGAAUCAUGGUAAAAUCGGUUCCUACACUUUUGGCUCCCAAUUUAGUCGAAACCACAUAGACCUCAACUUAAGCAACAACGAUCUUGAUAUCGAUAAUUUAGUUGAAGCAAACGAUUUGAGUAAUAUUGACUGGGAAGUGUAUGGAGUGUUGAACAGAGACUUGGGCAGCGAACAGAUGGCGCACAAACGCGUCAAACGGGACUUGAGUUAUCAAAACAAUGACAACACCAAAAUCGUAUACAACAUCGGUGAGAUUUUAAAGACUGAUAAAAACCCAAAGACAUUAGGCGAACCGCCCGCACUGGAGUAUAAUACUGGCGAAAUUUUAAAGACUGAGGCACACCAAAGGACGCUAGAAAGACCAAAGAUCGUUGCUUACCUAAAGGCUGACGAAAAACAACUGGAAACAUUGAAGGUUAUGACACCACUUGAGCACCUUGACGAAGUCAAAUACGCGCAAUCCAAAGUAGACAACAAACCCGAACAAGACUUUCCGCACAACGAAGACGCGACUGUCGAAAACUCAAGUGCGGAGCACGCACAAACAGUUUCGGAAUCUGAAGAAAAUAUGCAAGACUCUGUGAUGGAAAUUGUAACGAAGAUCUUAGAAGAACUAAGAGGCAGCGCAGAGCCUAUCGAGAAAAAUGGUGCCGAAAAGGAAUUGAUGCAAGCAAAUGGUACGUCCACUGAGGCCGCCACCAGCAGCAAACUCAUUAAUGAGGUCAACACUCACGGCGACAUCAAUGCAACCACUGUAAGUCAAAUACCUGAGUCAGCUGCAGAUCCUAUUUUGGAGACACUUAACAAUAUUGCUGCGCUACUCGAUAUGGACUACGAUACCGAUGCAAAUGACACGACAGCCGCGCAAUCGCGCCAACGUGGCACACGCCAAUUGCGUCAAUAUUUCAAUGGACGUGCGCGCUAUGAAAUACAAAAUGUGCCCGGCACACAUUAUCGCUCCCUUGAUGCUGGGCCCUAUCAACAGCAACAAUCGAGUUAUAGCUUUGGCCAAUACAAUCCAUAUUUAUCGCCACCCACAACCUCGGCCAACUACAACCAACUGAGUCCGGGGUAUCAAGUGUUUCCCCAGCAGCAGCAGCGUCUGCAGUCAUUUGGUGGCCAAAAGCAGAAAUUCAGCUAUAUGGCAGCAUUGAAUCCGCCACCGCCACCGCCUCCACAAGCAUUGAUUGAAGAUGACUUCCGCCCUAUGGCGGCGAAUUAUUAUCGCACCACCACCACGCUGCGCCCCUCAACUUCACCCAAGCGUCCGAAUCUCUUUAAUAAUCCCGAAUUGAUACCUUACAUUUUGCAGUCACUGCGCGAGUACCAGGAGCAGCGCAAGAAGUUGCAGCGAGAGAACUACCAAUACUUUCACUUAGAGAAUCAGUCAACAGCGGUUGCAGAUGGUAACGGUGGAGCGUUGCACACUACCACGGUGCCACAAACGUCAUACUACCAGACAACCAAGACGCCAUUUAAGAGCACAUCCAACUCCCAUUUCGCACAGUUCAGCACAAUGGGUGGCUUCUACAACAACCAGCCCAGUAGUCAGCAGCAAGCGGAGUUAAAUGAUUACAAGUCCACCGCAAAGUAUCCCUCCAAACUGGUCUCGCAAUACAGCAUAGUUGACAAUUAUAUACCCACUACGACUGAGGGAAACUAUUUCAAGUACAAUGUUUUGGCCAACCAAAAAAAUAAGAGCUACUACAGCACAAGUAAGCCCUCAAUUCACGAAAACGUGUUCCAAUCGGGUCCAACCGUGACCAGAUACACGACAACGCCACCACCCACGUCGAAUAUUGACAUAGUCUCAGCACCCAACUUAACACCUUUCUACCCCACAACGACAACUAAACUGCCAAAAUACAAUACAUUCUCGAGGUAUCCCUCCGAUACGCUUACGUUCGCAAACAACUCAGCACAAAUGCCGGAAUCCUAUCAGGUUUUCAGCAAGGUGCAUACCACAACUAUCUCACCGCAGUUGAAGCUCUCCAGACCCAACAGCUCAACACUUAGCAGCACGCACACACCUCAGGCCUCCCGUAAGCCCGCUUUGACUUUGCAAUUCAACAUGCCCGAGUUCGUUGCAAGUCUGCAAUCGUCCGAUUUGACUAAUAUGAAUCCGCAAGUGGUGAAUAUGAUCAAAUAUUUUAAGCAGCUAAAUACGCCACACGCAAGACGUAAGCCAGUCGGCACGAGUGUCAAAACAAAUCCGGGCACUAAUCCCGUGGAACCGUACGAAGAGCAGAUCGAAGCUACAACCGAGCAGAACCGGCAGCGACCAACGGUGGCGCCAACGAAGCGUCCGGUGAAGGGUUACGAAGACUUUCUGAAGAGCAUACCGAAUCAAGCGCACAGAUUCAAUGCACACAGUAUACAACAGGGUAAACCAUUUACAAGCACCACCAGCACGGCGGCACCCGAUUACUAUGAUGAAUACGAAGAAGAAGAGGAGCCGCUAGGUACCGACACCGAUGAUGACAUAAUGCCACCCUCGCAAAUGCCACCUUAUAUGCCUAUGUCGGAGACCAUGGCACCACCACGGCCACAAUUUAUGCCACCUACACCCACGACAGUGGUCGGCAACCAGCCCGCGAAAUCCAAUUUCCAGACGGGCUUCUUUGAGGCGACCACCACACGUGGCCCGUUUGCUAACGUGCAAUUCCAACAAUUCUAUCAAACAGCAACGAACAAUCAGGGUACGAAGCAAAAUAAUCAGAUACCCUCGUUCAUAAACUUCCCCAGCGACAUAUUCCAAGAGAUCAAGCAACGUCUGCCACCAAAACCGCAAUUGGGUUCGACUGCACCGACUUUGACAAAUAAUUUGAACAAUAUACGCAUGACGACCGUUAGGACGACAACGACGCAAACACCACAUACAACAUCAACAACUGCCGCGACAACCAGCACAAUGGCAGAAACAACAACAACAGCAACAACACAGCGCAUGCGCUACACGGUGCGUCCGAAUCGCCACCGCGGUCAAAGUAAGUGGCAAACCAGCGGCGGCAGCAACAAAGAGCUGAACAACGUUGUGCAGGGUACCAACAGCAACAAUAACGGCAGCAAAAGCAACAAAACUGAUUUUGGUACGCAAAGUUUUCGCAAGCGGCCCGCAGCCACGCCGGCGUCCUCAGCAUUGGGUUCGCUGCAAUUGAACGUUAACAUGCACUUGGACGCCGCGGACAAUGGACAAAGACCCGAAUCAUCAUCGCCAUCAUCACCACAAUCGCAACCGCCGGCCAGUCAUUAUGUACAGCAACAACGUCAGCCGACUGGCGUGAUUGUGGAGGCGAUACCAUCCAUACAAAAUCAAAAUCUCAAUCACAAUCAGAAUCAGAAUUUGCAAAAUCGUAAUUAUUAUAACACAUCGGCAUUAUUAAAUCAUGCGGGCUAUGAGUCACAAGCAAACAUACACCACCAACAUCAAUUGCAUCAACAGCAACAGGCUGAACAGCAACAGCAAAUUGCGUUGCAACAUCAACAGCAACAGCAGCAACAACAACAGCAGCAACAGCAACAAGCACCGCAACAAUCCAACCAGGAGCAAAGCUCCUAUGAACAAUAUUAUUCAGUUUAUGAUGAUGAUCUUGAUUUGUAUAGGGAUAUAGAAUAUCAGCAACAGCAGGAGCAACAGCAGCAACAGCAACAACAACAGCAGCCACAGCAACAAUAUCAGCCACAGCAGCCUUUGCGCCAACAACCCGUCCAACAAUCGACCUAUCGGCCAUUGGAGAUUCUGACAACACCAGCGCCUCAGGCACCCUUACGAGAGACUUAUAAGCAACAGGAGAAGCCUGCGUACAACGAUCAACAAUCAUUGAUUUAUAAUACAGACUACGACGAGGAUCUGAUUGCACAGAUCGAACAAGAUAAUGUGUAUGAUCAGCCAACACGUCCGCCAUUGCGUGAGCGCGUCACCAUUGAAACACUACCACCAUCAACAACGCCCCGCCCACUGCGACAGCCAGCAAUUGAUGACGCGCCCAUAUAUGAGUCCGCCUACGAGAAUAGCGCCGAACUAUAUGAUGAUGUGCCAUCGUAUGGUCUAAAUAACGAUCGUGCCCUAUACGAACAGCCCGCACGGUACACGACCUACGCACCCAAGCUGGUACCCACACAAGAUUUUGACGAAUAUAAUGUGGUCGGUUCGACACUCUACGAUCAGGAUGUUAAAAAAAUAUUCAAUCCCACUGCAACAAACUUUGUUGAACUACCAACGAGUAGAGGAGUCGCAAAACCGGCACGUGGUGGCGUUACCAAAGCCACUACAAACGCACAACGUCGAAACCCCACAACAACGACGACCACAACGACGACGACGACUUCUACGCCAAGGACAGUGGCGCGUACCACGGUGACACCACCUAGAAGCACCACACAAAUAGUGCGCACCACGCAGCCGGCUACAGCAACGAAAUCGAUAAGAUCUAAAACGCAUGCAAACAAAUACCAAAAGAACCAACGUUCACAAUUAAAUCCACAACAAAAUUCCGCAAUCAACCUGCCAAAUAUAUCUUCCCCUCCUCCGCCAAUACCUAGAACAACAACACUACCACCACCUAUAACCCGAACAACUACACAUUCAACCCAAUCGUUUCCUAGUCCACAAUACCUUGAUACACAGGACACACUUGUCGCGGUUGUUGUCAAGCCACACAGUCAAGCCCUACACGGCUCGAACACACAACAAACAAAACAUCCCUCAAAUACACAGAAUCCACCACAAGCUCAGUCGUCGCUGUUUAAUUUCCAAACGGAACCAGACAUUGAGACCAUCUCGGACGCCAGCCAGAAUGUGCGAGUGCAAACGGUUGCGCCCUUAAGGAGCGCUGGACGUCUCUUCGACUCCAGCUCGACAACGUCUUCGGCACUUAAUGGUCGAGCGAAAUUUCUGGCCGCAAUUGACAAAGUGGAAGAUUACGACGAGAGUGCGCGUAGCAACUCGGUGCGCGCGAUUACCGAAAAAGCCAUUGCGCAUGCAAAGUAUUCAGCUAAUGAGAAUUCUUAUGGGAGCGGUAAGCAUGUGGAAGAGUAUUUUGGUAAAACAUCGGAGGACAAGCCACGACAGCACCAGCGUUUUGAUGCAGAUAAUAAGAAGAGCCGAUUCCAGAGUUAUGUUGUAUCCGAUGUUGCGCCGCAGAGUUUCAAACCUGUGCCGACCGCUAAAUUGGUGGUAUCACCACCUGCUGAGCCCGAGCCUGUUUUAGAGCUGAUAAGUGGCGAUAAUUCUGCAUCCAGCACAACGCUGCGUUAUCCCACCAACAUCGUUUACGAGCCGAAGCCGUUCAAGUAUAAUCUGCAAACCGGUGCAAAUGGGUUCAGCUUGCGCGCGCAAAGCUCCGAUGAAACUGAAAAGCCCAUUUAUGAGCGCAAACCAAAUGUGGCUGUGCAGACACUUUCGACAACAAACCGUGCAGUCUUGACUCCAUCUACAAGCACCGCUGCUGUCAGUCUGGCAGUACAGAAAGUACCGUUUUCCGAUGCUUCUUACGAGGAUGAAAUUGUGCCAACAACAUAUGCGCCUCCACUACGUAGCGCGUGGCGCUUGGGUCGUACCAGUGCUCGACCUUUACAACAUAUUGUUUUGGAAACCGUUGUAGAGGACGAUCAUGUCUCGAGUUCGGGCAGCGAGCAAAGCGUAGUGACGACAUUAAAGGAAACCAGCACUGCGCGCCCAACGACAAGCAGCACCACUACCUCAACGACUACAACUCCACGUACCACCACUACUACUACCACAACGACUACAACUACAACCACAACUACGACUACAACUCCCGCACCCACAACGGCGUUUGUAGUCACCAGCACAGAACGCACGGCACAGAGUUACACACCACGCGCCCUCAACUUCAAAGACAACCUCAUUAAGACUACUGGCCUACCAGCGCAGCGCUUUGUCUCACCCUACAAAAGUCUAGAAACUAUACUGCAAGAAAAAGAUGAUCGCUAUGUGGGUUUCAAUGCACUACGCAGUACUGUUAAGCCGCGUUACACUUACCCAACAACUCCUUCCACAGUUACGCAUAGCACGAGUAAGCCUGUGCGUAGCUACUUCCUCAUCACCACGCCUCAGCGGAACCUGAGCGAUGCUAUUUUUGCUACAGCGUCGACAGGCACACGCAAUUUCAGUGUGAGCGAUACCAUACUCAACACCUUUUCGAACGUACCACUCAGAGCUGCAGUCUCAGCGCAAUCUACGACAAGUACAACAACGACGACCACCACUACUACCGAAGCGCCAACGACCGAGACUACAACCGAGAGCACAACACCGACUACGAUAUCCACAGUCAUCGUUACUGCACCCAUACGUGUGUCUCAAGCAGUUUCGAGCCAAAACAUAUUGAGAAAUCAAGCCUUAAGCGAUUAUGGUCCAAACAACUCAGAAACGCCACGUCCGCGCGGACGCUCGCGAUACUCAGCGGCAACAGUGAAUUCGGCCGACGAACCAACGACAUAUGCACCGAGAGUGCGUUACCCUGGUGCUAACGCAGCCAGUUAUGAAUCUGUUACGUCUUCGCCAAACGAAGCCACGCCCAAAAGGAGAAAGCUUCAACGCGCACGCAUCGUAGCCAUACAGGGACCACGCAAUACACUGGGUGCCACGCCACUCAAAUCUCGUGAAAAAUAUGAGAACUACAAGGCGGAGAAGCAAGAAAAACAGGCUUCGGUGUCCGCGUAUGGACAAACGCCGCAGAAAACAGUGAAUCGCAAGCCGAUUGAAAACGAAUCGGCUGUGGAUGAUGGUCCACGCGCCGAAGCUUUGGUGCGGCUGCCCAUCGAUACAAAGCAGGACAAUAGCAUUGAGUCAGCGGGCAGCGCUAGCUCAUCUUCAUCCACCGAACAACAGCAGGGCGAUGCAAACACUGAUCGUCCGCUGAAGUACUUGUUCUCGAACAAAUAUCGGCAACAAACAAAAGAUCGCACUUUGGCUGAGAGUCUGCAGAAUGCCGGUUAUAUAACAUCUAGCACUGGUCGCACGAAAUUCGAGUCGGCUGCGGUACUUGAACAACUGCAACUCUUUCUCGCAGGCGAUAGCGACGAAAGUAGCGCUCAACAAUUCGUGGAUGAUUUUUCAGAGCGUGAGAUCAAUGCUGCAGUGAAAGAGAUCAAAAAUCUGUACACUACGCCGCGAGCAAGAGCUACGACCACAACAUCUACGAGCACGACUACAACGACGACAACGACACGUAGACCACCGACCACAACGACAACGACAACACUGCGCCCGACUACCACUGCCAGCCCGCCUACUACAGUUUACCGCACAACAGGCGCUACACAUUCAACACCAACCACCGCCACUGCCACAACCACCACCACCACAAACCGUUCCUCCACACAAAGCACACACACACAAACGAAACUCCCAAGUCCUACACAAAGAUCCUCCACCGCCGAUGUCACCUCCUCCCCUGCCAACACGCCCUCCUCCCACUCAUCUGCCAGCAGCACACCAGCGAGCACUGCCAAGUCCUUGUUAACGCCCAUGCGUGCUUCAAGAGUCAAUAAUGCCAUCAAGUCGUCGAUUGCCGCUGCCGCUUACUCCGCUUCUUCGCCCUCCGCUUCCACCUCCGUCUCCGCCUCAACGAACUCUGCUUCUCAGGCGUCUUCUGCUGUGGGCUCCGCCAAGACGGCCAGAGGUAACAGUCUUAAGGCCAGUGCUUACGUCACGAAUGCCGGUGCAGCGGUCAAAUGUUCCGACACUACAUCGAAUGCCAAGUGCAACGAAAUUCCCUCGAGAACAAAUUCGAAUAACAAUCGUAAUCGUGGUAGCUCCACCUACACCGGCCAGGAUCGUGAUGCACCCACAGCAGUGACCAGCAAUCGUGGCACACAUCCACCUCGCACACGCCCCACAUUGAAGCCCUCAGGCACGAUCGUAUCGAAGGCACAGGAAUUUGUUGAUAUCUACAGAUACCCACCAACACGACCCGAACCGCUUUACCCGCAACCAGUACCAGACAAGACCGCAGCCAAAUGCCGCAAGGAUGUUUGUCUACUGCCCGAUUGCGCCUGCGGUGGCAAGGACAUACCCGGCGGUUUGAAUGUCAAUGAGGUGCCACAAAUGUUGUUGAUUACUUUCGAUGACGCGAUCAGCACUUUAAAUAUCGAUCUUUACGAGGAGCUCUUCAACAACCAGUCGCGCUUCAAUCCCAAUGGUUGUCCGUUGCGCGGCACCUUCUAUGUCUCGCACGAGUGGACCGAUUAUGGCAUGGUGCAGGAUCUCUAUGCGGAUGGACACGAGAUGGCUUCGCACACAGUCUCUCACAGCUUCGGCGAACAAUUUUCGCAGAAGAAAUGGACGCGUGAGAUUGCCGGUCAACGUGAAAUUCUCGCCGCUUACGGUGGUGUGAAACUCUCCGAUGUGCGUGGCAUGCGCGCUCCAUUCCUCUCAGUCGGUGGCAAUAAAAUGUACAAAAUGCUUUACGAUUCCAACUUCACCUACGAUUCGUCACUGCCGGUCUACGAAAAUCGCCCACCAUCAUGGCCCUACACUUUCGACUACAAAAUCUUCCACGACUGCAUGAUACCACCCUGUCCAACGCGCAGCUAUCCUGGUGUAUGGCAAGUGCCUAUGGUUAUGUGGCAAGACUUGAAUGGUGGCCGCUGUUCAAUGGGUGACGCGUGUUCGAACCCAAGCGAGUCGGAUGGUGUGUACAAGAUGAUCAUGAAGAACUUCGAAAGACACUACACGACAAACAGAGCUCCAUUUGGACUUUUCUACCACGCCGCCUGGUUCACACAGCCUCAUCACAAGGAAGGUUUCAUUAAAUUUUUGGACGCCAUCAAUCAAAUGCCCGACGUUUGGAUUGUAACCAAUUGGCAAAUGUUACAAUGGGUUCGCGAUCCCACACCCAUUUCGCGCAUCAAUUCCUUCCAGCCAUUCCAGUGUGACUACUCGGACCGUCCGAAGCGUUGCAACAAUCCCAAGGUUUGUAAUCUCUGGCACAAAUCCGGCGUACGGUACAUGAAGACAUGCCAACCCUGCCCCGACAUCUAUCCAUGGACCGGCAAAUCUGGUAUUCGUUCAUCGCGCAUCGACAACGAAAUUGAAGAUUCGACAGCGUAAAUUACAAAGUGUGUAUGUGGACAAUAGAUAAGUGGUAUAAGUGUAUGUGUGACUGUGGAAGGAGAAGUGUUAGCAGAGCGGAGCAAACUUAGCUGCCGUUGAUGCGCAAUUUGUAAAUACGCACAAGUAUCAAUGGGAGAAACGGCGAAUUACACACAUACAUACAUCUAUAGAUGCACAAAAUAUGCAAUUCACUCGUUAGCAAAGACAAGAUUAUCGAAAAACUAUCGAAAAACUAUUUAAAAAAUUAUGAAAAAAGAAAACACAAAAUUUGUUGAAACAAUGGCUGUAAGCUGUUAAAAAACUGGAAAUCAAACACUUUUUGUUUAUUUAAAUUUAUUUUGGUAUUUAUAAAAAAAAUAUUUAUUUUAUUUUAAUUUUUGACGAAAUUUUAGUAUUACAUUUUUGUUAGUUUUAAAAGUAACAAAAUGAAAGCAAACUGGCCACGCAUGCGCGCAAUACUAGUUGUAGAUUUUUUUCAUUGUAGGCUAAGCAAUUUUUUGCAGCUUUCUACGAAAUAAAUUACUAGAAAAUGUGAACACGAAAAUGCAGAAGGCUUUAAAAUAAAAAGUUUCAAAUGAAAAAAAUAAUUUUAAGAUUUUUUUUUUUGUAGCUUGUAAGCUCAGUAUGUACGUAGUAAUUUAGGCUAUUAUUAUGAUAUGUGAUAAAUGUUUGCUAUAAUUUUUGACGCCUGCGUGCGUGACAGCGAUAAGUUUUGAAGCGAGUGUAGGUACAAAGAUGCGAGAAUUCGAUUUGCUGACAAAAUACUUGCAUUUUUUUUGUAGUUUUGCUGCAUUUUUCUAAAUUUCUGCAUAAGAGGCAGAAGCAAAAGCUAAGCUGAUUUUAGAAUUUAUGGUUCAUAGAAAACUUUCCAGUCCGUCAAGAACUACUUUUGCGAGUCAAACUAAAUUUGUAAAUGAAUCCUUUUUUUUUGACAUUUCCAACCUAGCUUAAAUUUAUUGCAUACUUAUAGGGUGCGAAAUAAGCAACCAAUAGUAAGAGCAUUUAAGAGCCAAUGUUUUUAAGCGAGUUUCGCUGUGGUGAAUUUCUGCACUCUAUAAACCGUAUUCGCUUAAGCUUGAUUUAGUUGCAAAUCAGAGUUAAACUGGCGCUGAAAAACGCAACUUAAAAUCUCAGUGCUGCUUAUGGCUUACAAAACCCAUAUAAGUUGAAAAAAAAAAUGUUAUAAUGAAUUUUGUGUAGCAAAAUUUCUUAGUAUUUAUAUUUAGACAAUACUACGACCUCCUAAUCUUGGUUCAAGCCUAAAAAUAUAAUAAAAUAAAUAGUUAAUUUUUCAAAAAAAACAUAAAUUGGUAAAAAUAAAUAUUUUUAGAACUUGAUUCUAAUUUUUCGUUCAUAAUUUCAAUUUUCAAAAAAAGUAAAUUAGCUGAAAAUAAAUAUGUUUGGAUGUUUUAUGAUAUUUAAAUAUUUUCUGGCACAUGGGCGUUAUAACUUAUCACAGCAUUUCGAGAUUGAUUCAAAUAAAAAAAUUAAUAAAAAUAAAAAUUACAAUAAAACACCUGAUUCGCAAUGAAUUUAUGCCACUGUCCCGCGAUUUUUGUAUACAGAAAAUUUGAGUUUUCACGAUUUGAUAUUCACAAAUUUGAUUUUUGACAGCAUUUCGGGCUUGAUUCAAAUCAAAAAAGAAAAAAAAUUUCAAAUUCAACACUUUCUGCACUAUUUGUACCCUGAGUUUUCUAGUUUUCAAAACUAAGUGUGGAUAGCAAAUGCCCACAGAGUGUAUAAUAAUCAGGAUUGGGCAUAGGGCACUAAAUAAUCAAUGCAAUAAGCGGAUAGUUAAAACACUGCAGAUUUACUGCUACUCAAACUCUUAUUUUAACUACCACUAAAAACUAAAAAGUUAGUGGUAGUUCAAUUUAGUGGCAGUGCUAAAUGCUCAACCCUGAUAAUAAUACAUUUAUUUUUUAUU